Molecule: messenger RNA, 654 nt
Organism: Camelina sativa (false flax)
Lineage: Eukaryota; Viridiplantae; Streptophyta; Magnoliopsida; Brassicales; Brassicaceae
Product: acyl carrier protein 1, mitochondrial-like
Biological process (GO): fatty acid biosynthetic process
Cellular component (GO): mitochondrion
Molecular function (GO): acyl carrier activity; acyl binding
Source: RefSeq, a predicted model, not a curated record
GAACCUUUCUUCACCUUUGUGUGUCUCCUCAUCAAAUCCCUAAAUCUCGAGGUUCGAAGAAGAGACGAAAAUGGCACUGAGAAAUGCAAUUCUUCGUCACUUGAGGGUUCCGGUUCAAAACCUAGGACUGAAUCAGUCUCAAAUUGGGUUCCUUGGUUCGAUCCGGUCUUUUUCUUCUCACGAUGAUCAUCUCAGCAGAGAAGCUGUCGUUGAUAGAGUUCUUGAUGUCGUCAAGAGCUUCCCUAAAGUCGAUCCCUCUAAGGUGACUCCUGAGGUACAUUUCCAAAACGAUCUGGGGUUAGAUAGUUUGGACACAGUGGAGAUAGUGAUGGCUAUUGAAGAGGAGUUCAAGCUGGAAAUCCCAGACAAAGAAGCUGACAAGAUCGAUUCUUGCACUCUCGCCAUUGAAUACGUUUACAAUCACCCAAUGUCUAGCUAAAUCCUGUGGUGCUCUCUCUGUCUCUCAUGGUUUCUCCUUCUGUUUCUUCCCCCCUUUUUUUUGAAAUUUGUAUGAGGUUCUUCUCUCUUGAGAAUGGGAUUUGCAAAUAAAUUCACUUCUGUUUUGGAGAGCAUUGUUGUUUAUUGACUCUUUUUAACAGUUUCAGUUUCUUUGAGAAACCCCUUUUUGCUUGAAUCUUGUGGAAGUUGACACUC